GUACGCAAUAUGAUGUCACUCAGAUGUUCAUAAUUGAGUCCAAGAGGUUGGCGGGCACGAACUUUGCAGAAGUGUUCCGGAAAUUUGGUCAAUAAUGAUUGCCAAACUGUUUCUCUUUUGGCUAUCUUUAGCGAAGUUUUCAUUCGAGCAGCUAUUUACCCAUUUCGAUCUGUACGAUGCGGUACAUAUUUUGCUUCUAGGGGCGAUCGGCGUGUGUUUGAAAAUAUUUGAACGACAGCAAUGGAUCGGAUCCAAAAAGGUUCGAUCAAGCAUGCGAUCUCCCACUUCUCCCGGUACUAAGAAGCGUGGUUCGGUGUCGUUUGCUGCCGGAACAAAGUUUUAUCCGAUCCAAAGUUACACUCCGGUAGGUUUUUCAUUGUUUGGUUAUACAGACAAGAGGUUAGCGAUCAAUAACCCUGAGGCAUUAACUUUCAUCGAGGACAUAACACCAGCGAGGGGUUGAUCUCCUCGUACGUAAACGCUUGUAUUCAAGCAGCUGUGAAGUGCAGUCUUUCCAAACUUCUCCCCGUUGUCUACUGUAUUUUACAACGAGAUUUGUAAACAUUCUUUUCUUUCAUAUUAUAGGUAAACUGGACACUUUUAAGGAACGUGAGUGCUAUGUCAGAAACUUGGAAAGCGCAGCGUUCUUCGUUAAAAAUCUCGCUCACCACAGAUGAUGGAGAAGAAGUGUCAGAAAGCGAGGGCAAAGGAAGGUACGAAAGCUUAAUAUUUUGUCUUCUCUGUAAAACGACCAAAUGCCUUAUCAUUUUGUUUAGACAUCUAGAUCGGUAACUUUUGAUAAACCUUUAUCAUAGUGUUUAAAGGGAAAGGAGGACGCUAGUUCUCUGUUUUUUUUUUUUGCUGAUCUUUAGCGUUAAGAAUCAGCUGCACUAAAGCUUUGGUAAGGCGGAUAAUUGCCUUAGAUCGAUAUGAACACAUUGUGGAUUUGUUUACUCACUGUCAGCGAUAGUUUUCCAAUUUUUACGUGAACAAUACCGCUGAACUAGCCAAGUUAACUGACCAAUUCCUGAAUUUUCGAGUAGCGAAGAAAUUUUAAAAAUCGACAGGGCCCACCUCCAAUCAAAAUUGCGCGCGGUUUUGUUCCUGGCACGAAAAAAACGCUUUCAUGUGCUCAGCUAGCUGGAAAAAAAAUCAUGCUGCGGCCGGAAAAUGGAUAUCAGACGGCUAUUUUAUAGUCUGUUGAGCGUAACCAGGACUCAAAUAUGUUAUUGGAAAGAUUUCUUAAGAGAAAUGUCGCGACUGUCAUAUUUUCUUUCAUGUUGUUUUCGCUAAACAUGCUACAAAAGAACUAAAAUUUUAACCAUCUACUGUAUCUGCGCUUUCUUUAGGAAAGUUUGGAUCGUAGAAACAUUGUUGUCGAAAAAGCUUGUGUCUCGAAGGAAGCAGGUGUUGUGUGUCUCUGUCAAGGUUAUUCGAUUCGUUGAUUGCUUCUCACGUUACUCCUUUCUGGAUUGAAUGCAAUUGGUUUCAUAAUAGUUUUCUGGCUCCCGCUAGUGACCGAUGUGUGAGCUUAAAAUAAUUUUAUUUCUCAUUCAAAUUAUACACAGCGCAGGUAACUGUAAUUAUGUCGAUGAAGUGUGGUUUUGUGACUUUGUUCAGUCCUUUAUUUUAAUUUAUGCCGAGAGCUGAAGCCUGCAAAUUGGUCAACAAUAGAUGUUUUAUUCUUUGAAGUUAAAUUGCCCUUUUAGCGAUAACCUUUCAAAGUUCGAUCGUUGUGUAUUUCUGAAUGGAUUUCCACUUUCUCGAGGUCAAGAAGUUUACGGUUGAAUUAAAUGUGGAUUGCUAGGUUUUGUUAUAUUAGGGCGAAGAGUUUUGGGUCAAUAAUUAGCUUUCUGCUAAUUUUCGAAAAUAAAUGGGGUGGCACACUACAAAUUGAUUAUUUUUAAACGUGAUAAAUGCACAAUGAUGAAUGUGUUAAUUUUGCAUUGAAUCAUAUCUACCUCGCUGCAAAGCUUAUCAUUAGAAUAAAUUUGGUUUUUUUAAACUUUAUUUUGUUGUCAUCAUUUUAAAAGUCAAAAUGUGAGGACAAAGAUCUCGUAAUGAAAACUUUUUCAACAUGGCGUCGUAUUUACUAUUCUUCGCACUGCAAAUUUAUUAAGAAUGUUUCUACAAAUUUAUUAUCAUCAUUUUUAAAAUUAAUGUGUAGUCAAAAUUUGUGAGGACAAAUGAUUUGUUCUUCGUAAUGAAUGUGUAAAUCCAUACCCCCCACGGAGGGUUGUUUACAGUUUUUCAACAUGGCGUCCCUAGGAAAUUCCAAAUCCAUUUAAAUAAAAUUUAGCUAUUUCUUCGCACUGGAACAUUAUUUAUGGAGAUAUUCAUUGCUGGAUUUUUUAAAAAUGACCGUGGAAAUUUCUAGACGUAUGAAUACACGAUUUUGAAAUGUUCAAACUGUUUCACUAUAGUUCUGGCAGCUGACCUUUCGUCUGCUUAAUUGACAAAUUUCAUUAAAAAUCUAAGAAAGUACGGUAUCAACUGCUUUAAAAGUUUUGUAAUUUAUGUGUAGUUUAAACACGAAAUGACUAUAAUAUUACAUCAUUCUUGUUUUGCUGUCAAAGCAAAACUCAGGAAUUGAAGAUAAUUGUAUCUCGAAAAUUUUAUCCACAUGUGGUAUAAUGUAACAGUUUUUGUUGUUUUCCUGUGACCGUGAGUUAAAUCCGUCACGCAACAUGUUUUUUAAAAACUUUUCGUCUUUCUUCAAUAAAGUUGUACGCUUUAUCUCUGUAGUUUGUAAAUGAUAGUAAAUUUCACGCCUUAAUUUUUUUUAACAAUUUCAUGUGAAUAGUUCAUUCCGUAAACAACGAAAUGAAAUCUUCGCCGUCUCUCAUCGCUGUUCACGGUUACAAAAAAAAUUAUGCUUAAAACAAAUGGUGUCUAUAAAUAUUGUUAAUAACUUUUCUUGGUUCAUUUAAUUAUGUGGAACGAUUUUAUUUGCAUUAUUCCACAUGUAUGAAAUCUUACCUGAUUGCUUACUAAUAGCAGGCAAAUAAACAUUAUUGGUUUUUUGAUAAUAAUUUUUUUCCUUGUAGCAAUAUAAGUAUUGCAGGAUUUCUCUGUAACAUUGUUUAGUGUGUUUUUCAGUUUAAGGAAUGAUCAGUUGCACGUACCUUUAAAUACAAGUAUUGUACAUACAUUUGGAUUAUCCCAUUGGCUUUUUUUGUAAUAAAUUAAAAUGAUUAUCAUGAUACCGGACACUUGACUGAAAGGAACUUCAAAAAAUUACCACAAAGUUGCAAUGCCGACUUGACUUUCAACCAAUGAAGCGAACCCAACUUUCGCUUUUGAAAACAAGCCAGGAAAUGUUUUUAUUCCAACAUUUGAGAAAUGAAAGGUUCAAGCACACCAGAAUGGAACAAAUCCCUGUUUCUUAUCCAAAAACCUGAUAGAGAAAAAGAACCUAUUCACACUUGAUCAUAGUUUACAAAAUGUACAAACAUUUGCAUAUUUCAUACCAAGAGUAUUGACUUUCUAAUGUGAAAAAUGUGUAUAAAUAUUUCAUAUAGGAGUCUAAUUGAAUUAGUGGACGUUUUCAACACAAAUUUGUAGGCGAUUUGCCUUCCUUGCAACACUUGUGCAGAGAUCUUUUUUCAUGGGUUAAAUAAACCCAACAAAUUUGACAGCUCCCACUGUAUAAGUGUUUAUAACUCAGCUGGUAGAGCACUGAGCGCUAACACAGAGGCCUACAAUAGUUUCGAAUCCUUUUGAAGCCCUAAAAUUUUUUGUUGGGUUAAUUUGCAAUGGCUUAAAUUGUUGAUUACAACUACAAUGAUCAUAUCCUCAUUCAACACUUUAAGCCCCAAAAGAUCCACAUGCAAAUUCUCCACACUUAUCUCCAUACAUUUCUUCUAAGAAUAGUUGAGAGAAUUUGGUUUGAGAUCAAAGCACUCUCCCUUUGGUAAUCAAUUGAGUAAUUCUCAUAACCUUUAUUCUUGUUGAUAAGCGGAUGUUGUCAGGAGAAAAUUGAUAUUAGUCACUCUUGGGACCUAAAGGGUUAAAGUUCACCUUGUUGAAUGUUGUGGUACAUGUUACAAAGGCAGCAGAUUAAACAGUUGGGUCAGUCACUAAGACCUAUAAUGUAAAUUCUUUGUAAUUGUAUCAUUGUAAUUGUAUAACAACAAAACAAUACAUGGGGAAAACCAAUUUAAUAUACUCUGGACUUUGAACAUUUUUUGGAAGUGCAUUGAAUGAUGUUGUGGGUUGUAUCCCUACUACAGAUUACAACCAUUGGCUACAUGUAGGACUGCUGUUCCCAGUGAUUGUGCCAAGUCUCUGUUAAUGUGUGGACCCUUAUUUCUCCAAAUCUAAUAUUCACAUUUUUAAGUCAACAAGAUCCAUUAAAUGGAUCUUGUCUUGUUUCUCAUUUCAUUAUUCCUUCCUUUACUUAAUAGCGUGAGAACACAGCUGACAUUUUCAUGACACCACCAUUAGUUCCCUCGCGAAAUGACGUGUGGGAAAGAGCGCCGAAAUUCCAUACGACAAUGCGGUAUUUUUAAUGCUGUACUCUAAGAUAAAUUGAAGGGAGCCCAUUGCUCUGAACCUGUGAAAUCUAGGGUGCCCAGCAUAUGGUUUGUAUGGAAAAAAUAAGAUUUCCUUGUCACCCAAGAGCAAAAGUUCCAUGUGUGCUGUAGUCGCCAUGGGUCACUGGGCACCAUUAGUCGUCUAGGGGGGUCCUCCGGAUUUUAGAUGAUAGGGAUGAUCAAAUGGGGGCAAAAAUCAAAACCCAAAAAAAUCCCUGGACCAAAAUUUAACCCCCCCCCCCCCCCCCCCAAAAAAAGUCCCAUGCCGAAUUUCCUAGCCGUAAAAACUUCCAGAAAACAUUAUGAUGUAACAAAGAAAAAAAUGCAAACAUUAGUUUUGAGUACCCAAAAAAAAUCCAUACUUAAAUCAAGCGACCCCAAAAAAAUCCUUCGAUCACCCCUGUCAUGUGCAAUCCAAAGUACCCCCCUGAGGUUAGUCAAUCAUCACAACUUGAUUUUUAUGUGUAAAAAGCCAGGUCAGUGUUUUGCAGAGGGGUACAGACAAAUCCCUGAUUGUACCAUCAAGUUCAAAUUAAUUCUGAAAAAGUGGUAAUUAUGUUCAAUUUUAUUUACUGAAAUUGCACCUAGACAGAAAACAACAGCAACAACAAUCACAAAUUAGCAAAAAAAUUCUCUACAUUUGUGACUUCUUCACUUAUGUCUUAUCUCACUGUGCUCUCAGCAAAAUAAUUGUUAUUGUUAUAUUUUUUGACUAAUGUGGAGUAGUUUGUCAUGUUCUUAAUGAAAUUAAUACUACAGUACCAAGUUGAUGGAACUUUAAAUAACAUUGUUAUUUAUUCAUUUAUUUAUUUCGGCACCUUAUUAGGACAUAGUUAAUAAAUCACAGGAAUCUGUUAGAAUAAUGGCAAGAAAGUCCAAAGAAACCAUGAAGCUUAUACAAUGCGGGCUUUCCCUAUUAAUUUACGUACAAAAGAUAAACUUUAAAUAUUAAUUUAACUGAAUGGCGAAGGCAGAGUAACAAUAAUACGAAGAAAUAAGGUAUAAAAAAAAAAAGAUAAAAAUGAAAAAUAGAUUAAUAAACAAAGUCAAAACACAAAGCUGACAAAAGGGGAUUGAGGGAAAGGAACAAGUUAAGUAAGAAGGUGUUUCCUCAGUUUUUUCUUUAAAGUUGAUAUGGGAAAGUCUUAUGCUUUUUUUAUUAUAAAAGGUAAAAGUAGAUGUUUUUUCACUUGUUUUACUUUCUUCUGGAUUAAGAAGUUAACUUAAAAAUAACAUUUAUUAUUCAAAGUUGAUGAAAGUUGUGAGUACACUUUUCAGCAAUGUAGUGUAUAAUUAUUAUCAUGAAAUCUCUUCCUACAGCGUGUGCUUUGUUAAGCACAAUAUCAUAAAGCCUGCGAAAAAUAAUCAAUGCUGUAACCAUUCUAACACACAAAAAGCAUUAUUUUAAUCUUACUGAAAAGUUUAUUUACCAAACAUGUGGUUUUCUUUAUUUUGCUACACUGUAUUUUGUCAGUCUUGUAUCAACUAAUAGUGUUUUCUUUUAUCGUUUAAAAAAAGUUGUUGAGCUAGGUCAGAUUGUGUUUUCUUUUCUUUUGUUUUCCGUUUUCUUUUUUUAGACCUUUUUGUUUUGUUUUUGUUUUGUUUUGUUUUUUAUUUUUCUAAAUAUGAGCUUUAGGAGUGAGCAGUUAUGUUAUAUUGCCCGUACAUUUAAUCUGUUUGUUUUUCUGCACAUAACAUGUUUUCCAUGUUUUGUUAUUGUAAUAUACACACAUGCACUUGUCCUGUGGGGAUUCAAAGUACUUUUAAAACAAUAGCCUUUGUGUUUUUCACUUGUGUUCAUGUAUCUUAGCAUUUGGCAGUUGUUAAUUGCAGUGCCAUAUUACUGGUGGACAGAGAAUGUUGUCAGUUUCUCCUGUAUUAUUCUGUGUGUUAAAAGUGAUUAACUGGAUAGUAAAGGACAGAAGUAACGCUUAAAAUGUCAUGAAACCUCAUGGAUGUCUUAAAACCUGAGCAAGGGUCUUGUAUUUUUAAUUCAUUGAGAAUUAAUAAUCAUUAAUUGGUUAUCCAUUGAUAACUUGAAGCUUGCUUAAGAAUCUCUAAUGCUCUGAAGCAAUUUACACUUGCCUGAAUGUAAACAACAAAGCUUUUGUGGACAUCAGAUUUGCAUACCAGCUAAGCUACGUUUUUUUAACCUUGAACAUACUUCUGGUUGUCAACACUCGUUGUUCUUGAAUUUUCUGCUGACAAAAGAGUUAAUGAUCCAGGUAAUUGUCAAUGUGGUUUUCAAAGCCAGUGAAAAGGAAUAAAAUUAGGUUUGAGCAUUCCAGUCAAAACUUAUUCAGUUUCUAUGGUACAAAAUUCAUAAAUAAUGCAUAUGCUGGUGUUUGUACCUUCUAUAUUCAUUUCAAGGUUGUUUGAUUGUUCUGUGCGGCCGCUAGAUGUUGGAAAAUUGAUGGUUUAGUGGAAGCUACAUGUACAUGUAGCACUCAUUCCAAAGCAUCAUCUCUGUUUUCAUUUGAAAGGCAUUGUACAUUUUCCUUGUGUCUUCAUGACUGUCUUAUGUGUAAUUUAUUCAAGAGAAAGAGCUACCUGCAUUAUUUCUGUAAUAACUCUGGUAAUUAUUGUCUCAAUAAACUUCCCAUUCACAGAUAUAUAUACAUAUUUUUUUUCCAAACUCAUGAAAUUCUAAACUGCUGGGAAGAUGAAGAAAACAGACUGAGUUAGCUUGUAAAAUUUGCCUUUAAAGAAGGAAAAGCCAUUAAACAUUUUUGACAUAAUAUUAAUAAUAAUGCGGCUUUAUUAUGCAGGUCUACUACCGUCGUUCUCAAACACAGCUGCCAUUUUCAAUAACAAUAGGCCUACUUCCAUAUAUGGAAGAGCACUGUGUCUGCUUGAAGUAUAAUCCUACUGUAAGGAAAAUAUUCAGCCAAAAAUCAGAAGAAGAAUGACUAUUAUAUGCUGCUACUUAGUUCUAUAAUUUGAACAAUAUUAGAAGGAAGGUUGGAAGACAACAUGUUGAAUGGAAAUUCAACAGGAACAAAAAAUGAGAGGGAAAUUCAGCAAAGUUACCACCUGGCCUAAUGCUAAUAGAAUACAUAAGUAUGGGGGCCGUUGGUUCGAAGAAACAGACCUCCACAUGGUAUUUACAAGUUUCUAUUCCAUUUUUUCCACUUCUGUUGCCUUCUCUACCCAUUAAUCUGUGUUUAGUAGGUUAUUUCAGCUCUUAAAAUUUCUUAUCUGCCGGAAGAUAACCUGUGUUGUACAUAAAAUUGGCGCUGAUUGCCACAAGGAUGCAUGUGUUUUGAGCUUGUUAUUUUGUGCUAAACAUGGCUGACAUUUUGAGUGAAUGUACAAAUUUUAAUUUUAGUGCAACAUCUGGCUGUUUGUAACUACCAGACCAUGUUUCAUCCUCUAAAGCUUAAUUUUUUUGUCACUAAUCAAAACAAGUCAUGUGUGAAGUACAAGUAGAUUUCUCAAGAAAUGGUUCAAUGUGUAAUAUUAUGUUAAAUUGGAUGCAUGUUCAAGCCAAAGAUUACAUACUUCACUCAAGACAGCUUAAUAAUUUUGCAAUUUUGGCUGACCACAAACUGAAAUUCCUUGGGUAGGAAAAGGUUGUACUUGUCAAAUUGUACUCCUUGUUUAAGAUAUCCACAUAAAGGUUCAGGAGCAGGUGAUGCUAGAUUUUACAUUAAUUUUAUGUUGCAAAUCUUGUGUUUCUGAAUAUGUAAACUACAUCAUAUAUACAUUGGAUUUAGUAAGGCUUGAUUUUCAUGCAAAAAAACUGUAUUUACAAUUUCUGCUUGUGAAGCAAAGCACUUUUUACACAUCAAAAUACAGUAACUUUCAAUGGUUCCGCUCAGUGAACACAGGGAUAAUACGUGUAGUUGCUGUACUCCUAGACUUAUCAGACGUGUUUUAGAAUUGUACUAAUUUGCAUUUUUUGUCAGAUAUACCUCUGUGUUGUAUUUAUCUUGAUGCUGAUAUAAAGUUAGGGCCCAGCUGGAACACAUUUCCUUUAUUUUUUCUCCCUCAAAUUAUGAGUUAAAUUUUCAUCAGGUCAACAUGUGUAUUUUUUUGCGUAUUUUGUGUAUAGAAGUGUACAUUCAAGGAAUAUUUUUGUGAAGGUUAAAUGUUAUUGUCUGAAAUUUAAUACCAAAGACAUGAAAAGCAUUUCAUUUAAACAGAGAGCAUUCUAUCAAUCCCUUGGCCAUCCUAGUGUUUAGUGACAUUGAAAAAUGGGAUAUACCUGUAGGAAGCUAUUUCAGCCUGACUGGGGUAGUUUUUAGCUUUGUAAAUCAAUUGUUGUAGCUAAACCACAUAACAGAUUUGAAACAUCAUCAUUUUGCUGAUUGAUGAAGCACUUUACUUAGAAUAAACACACAUAAAAAUCUGUUUUAAUCAUCCUUUUUUGUGUUUAUUUACAUAUACUCAGGGAAAAAUCCUGAAGUUUACAUCAAAGGUUGAAACAUUACAGUAGCAGACAGCCAUAAAAUACCAAUAUAAACCAUUGAAUAGAUACAUGUAGUUGUUACACAAAGCAGUGAUCUAAGCACCUAUAAUGACUUCAAUGUUAAAACCACCUUGUUCAGCAUAAUAAUUUACAGUUGUAUAUACAUGUAUAGAGCCCAUGUCAGAGUAGUCUUGUUCAGUGUCUUUAAUUUGAAUGGUCAGAUUUCAUCUGCAAACUCAAAAAGUUAAAACCACCUCCAUGAUAAACAUAAUAAUAAACAGUACCAUGGAAAAGUAAUGUUCAGCAGGGUUGUCAAAAGUAGCUGGCUGCUGGUGAAAAUCACCGCCUACUUGGUUAGUUUCGGCCAUCUACUCUGCUUGGCAUUUCUUUACGGAUGGCGUUUUUUAAAUAAAAUAUCCCUGGACUGGCUGCUUACUUUGACAACUCAGUCGUCUACUAUACCAUGGAAAAGUACUGUUCAGUAGGGUUGUCAAAAGUAGCCAAGUACGUAGGUGGCAAAAAUCGCCACCUACUUGGUUAGUAUCAGCCAGUUACUCUGUGUGGUAUUUUUUAACGGAUAGCGCUUUUUAAAUAAAAUAUCAUUUAAAUAGUGUGCUGAUGACAAGGUCAAAAACAAUUUCCCCUUUAGAAAGAAACUUGAAAUUAUAGAAAAUGCAAUGCCCGAUUUCUUUAGUCUUCGAGGUAACGUUACACAAAACUACUUGGUUUUGCACUGGACAGGUCUUCAAAAAUUUUUGCCAAAAAUUGCUGCUUCAUUUAUUCUUGCGCCAUGUGUUUCUAGAAGCAUAAGACAAGAAUGGCAUACCACACAACGUUAUUCGCAUUGGCAGGAAACGAGACAUGGCUGGUCACUUACUUUUGAGCUGUACUGUACCUGUCAAAGAUUUAAGAUUAGACAGUUUGAAGAAAGUGUUUGGUGUCACCUUGACAGAACCUAAGGAAGACUUCCACCCUGGGGUCGUGAUAUUUUGUCGUAUUAACCAGUGUGCAAAGGAAGUAGUAUCCGAUAGUGCAACUGAAGUUUUUUGAGGGGAAUUCAAAUUAUAGAAGAACUCUAAUCAAUUGUACUCAUCCAAAAAAAAUUUUCGGACUAGUUAAAAAAUUAAUGCCUGUUGGGCUAGUACUUGCAAGCUACAGCUAGUCGUAUCAUCACUUUUUGACUACAUACAAAAUUAAAAAACCUUUCUUAACUUUGCAUGACAGGUAUGAUUUACCAAUAGGUAAUACCACAAGCGAUAUUUCAAAAUUGUUAUACGUAAUUUCAGGAGCUGUUGGGCAAGUGAAAUUUGAGACAAUUUUGAAAUAUCAUAAGUAGUAUUUAUACUGAAUAUCACAUACAAAUCAUGCUAUUAUGUAGGUAUUUCAAAUUAAGUAAGUAUUUCAAAUUAAGCUGAAAUACCACUGCUCUAAGCCAAUCAAAUUGCAGAAAUUUCUCAUGUAGUAGUAUCAACUACAGUAAUAUUUUGGUAGAAUAAGAAAAUGGCUUUUCGUGGCAGUGAAACCAGUCAAUUAAAUUGGUGGCCUCCACACUGUACUUAUAGUGGCAUGUGUUAUUACAGUGUGAUAUAUUCUCAAUUCUCUGUUUUUCCCCCGGCAGCUUUCCAAGGAAGCGUGAACGCUCAAAGUAUUCUUCUCAAGGUGAAGAUUCCGUUGAGAGAUCUGAUGGGGACAGACUUACUCUUCAAGUUCCCACCCAGCGAAGAGAAUCAUUCCUUUAUAAAUCAGACAGUGAAUUUGAGCUUGCAUCCAAGUGUGUCACAUCAAGACACCAUUCUUUCAGCGAAGGGUAAGUAACAGGGGCUCUGGUUGCAAAACAGUGGAGAACCAUUCACUUAAACCUGCUUAACCUUCAACUCCCAAGGGUGACCAACAUCAGUGUUCUCCAAAUAGUAUCAUUACAUAAUCAAGAGAAAAGGUUGCGAGAAAUAAUCUAAUGAUCACCUAAGGGAAAAUGCUUUGAUCUUUUAUCAAAUUCUCUUAACUAAUUCUAUAAGGAAAUUAUUUAUGAAGUCAGGAGAAUUUGUUUGUGGAUAUUAGGAGUUAAAGGGUUUAAAAUAGAGUUUGAAUGAACUGAACAUCGCACAUCACAUGUGGCAUCAAAAAUGAUGCAACGUGCCCCAAAAACAUUUUCAUGCUUUCUCCUGAUGUGUCCCCUAUAGAUAAUCGGCAAUAUCAGUCAGUGAAAUAAUCAGAAUGGUCUAGGAUGCUGCCAGUCGUUCAGAAUUUCUCUUUUUUUUGCUUGGCAGACAAUAAUAGAUCAGGAAGAGAUGGAAAAAUCUUUGAUUGUCUGGUAUUUUCGUUACGUAACGGUCUCUACUCAAAGAAAAACCAGUCUUGCAAAACACUUAAGUAUGCAGACACACCAAUACUCUGUUUAUUUCUAAUUUUUGUUUUGCAGAACCAGAGUAGAAGAGUUAGUCACUCCAUUUGCACAGAUCCUUUCAAGUUUGAGAAAUGUUAGGAACAAUUUCAUGUCACUGACAAAUGCUAAAAAAGAGAAGUAAGUUACGUUGUUUUUUAUUUUUAAAUAAAUUUUUUCUCUUGUAGGCCGGGUUCAGACGCCAAACUUUUCAUGAGCCGAAUGUAAUACAUUGAAUUAAGUACGUGAAAAGUUCGGCAUCUGAAUCAAUAAGGAAAGCCAGUUUCUAUUUGGAACGGCUCAACCGUUCUUUUUGCCUAGCCUGGCCAAGAAUUUCGCCAUUGGAGCGACUUUGGAACGGCUUUGAUCAUGUACCUAACCUAAUGCAUAAAUUAUUAUAACGUAUUUUGUAAGCAGUUUGACCGAAAUGAGCAUUUUUCGCCUUUUGAACUUAGUUCAUCUGCAAUUAAGAUCGGUGUCUGAAUCAAUUCAGCCGGUAAUAGUUUGGGUUGGCCUUAAUUCAAAUUAGGUUGGGCUCAUGAAAAGAUCGCCAUCUGAACUGGGCCUUAGUUUUUAUAUUAUUCAAGUGCAUUUUUAUUUUGAAUCGUUAAUCUAGUAGCAAAUCAUUUACUUUGUUAUAGAGUACACAGGGCUGUCACUAGCAUUUCAAGGUGCUGGGUAUUUAACAAAUCGAUGACAAUAAUUAUUUUCCAUGGUCUAGUAUACUCUUAUCAACCAUGAAAUUGAUGUCAACAUGUUCGAAACUCAAGUGGAACUACAAGUCACAGGGGAGUGGUUUCACUGCAAAGUUUUGAACAUUUUGACAUCAUUUUUAUAGUCAAUAAGAGUAUUAAAGACAGUGGAAAAUUGCUGUCAUUGACAGUUUUUUAAGUCCGUUUGCUUUGAAGGUUUCCAGAAAAUUGUUUGUAUGAGAAAGAGAAAAACAAAAUUGCACCACCAUCGUGCCAUUUCCAUUUUCUGUACUCUGAUUGAAUAUAGGUCUCGACCAAUCAGCAUGCUCCUGGCCCUUAGUGACAGUCCUGGCCCAAAAGUGUGAUUUCUCAAGUAUUAGGAUUUGUGAUAUUAUGGGAUUUGUUGAGAUCAUCUAGUAGAGCAAGAUGGCUCCAUACAAAUCCUUCUAAAUUUGACUUGGACCAUGUACGUUUUGAUCAGAGCCAAUUUUAAAAUGAUUUGCAGGGGUUUCAAUAAGCACCGACGACUGGCGAAAUGUGUCGGCUUCUCUGCUUAGAGAAGUCAGCUUCUUUUUUUUUUUCGAAAGAAGAAGCAAGUAGUUUUAAUAAUGUCGUAAACCAAAUGAUAUAGUCAAAAAAUCUGAAUGAAACGUAAUUAUGAUGUGUUUUCAUAGUCCCACUAGUUUUGUAUUGUGCUUUAGUUAUGUGAAUGCUAUAUUUCAGUCUGCAAUUUUUCACACGUUUCUUCAUAGGUUUAUGCAGAAUUUGUUCAUGUGCAAAUAAUAUAUGUAAUUAAGUUAUCGUCAUUUUGAUCAUUGAUGUGUGGCUGAUAACACUUAAACAGAAGCAAAGUUUCCCUUAGUGAAAAACACACUCUUUUCCGUACUCAGUUUGGUCCAAUCGAAUUGUAGGGCUUUGAAAUUUCAAAAUAUUCUGGAGGAGUACGACCCCAUACCCCUCCCCCCUCUAGAGCAAAGGGGUUCAUCGGGUUGGUUACUCUUUUUAAAACUGCUGGGUACUUCAAUUGUUAUUGAAACCCCUGGAUUUGUCCUCAGUCAUUAGAGUGCAACAGUGCUAAUUUUCACUAGACCAAUUUGCACUGCAUGUCACACGAUGAUUUUUUGGGGGGAUUUCUCUCAUUUAAAAAAUUUAAUUUUUGUGAUGUCAUUGUUCUACGGUGUACUGCAGUAAUAUUGAUGUCAAUCAGUACACUGAAAUAUUAAUCAGCUCUACAUUUCACUGGCCUUCAUUGUUGGGAGUGUGCAAGAAGUGAGAAUUUUCCUUGCUUAAGAUUUAGUAGAAGUAUUUGUUCAGUUCUUAAGAUCCUAUUGCAGAUGCUUACAAUCCAUGGCUGUUCAUUUAGUAUUUUUUUAAAAAUUGUUUCUUGAUUCUAUUUUAUUCUAGAAGAAGAGGAUCAGUGGGGUCGCACAUUUUACGCAACAACAAUCUAGCACAGGAAAUCCAGAAUGGCUCUGGCUUGUCUGGCUCAGGUAUUGUUGUGAGUGUAGAGCUGUCAUAAAGGGCGGAGGCCAGCAGGGGUCAGGGAUUUUCCCCUGCUGUUAAGAGCCUAACCUGUGCUUACUUUUACUCCUUUUAUAGGAAACAGAAGGAAAAUGCUGAACUUAAGAUUUUCCUUGCUGUUUCCCCUCCUACUAAUGACAUUUACCUGGAAAGUUUAAAUGCAGUUAAAUGCAAUUUAACCCUUUAAGCCCCAGUAUCCACAUUCAAGUUCUCCAAACUGAUCUGCAUACAUUUCCUGAAAGAAUGAGUUGAGAGAAUUUGAUAAAAGAUCAGGUUUUUUUUCCUUGGGUGAUCCCUUUAUUAAUUCUCAUAACCUAUCUGUUGACAGUGUAUGGAUAUUGUUAGGAGAAAAUUUAUCUUGGUCACUAUUGGCACUUAAAGGGUUAAUGGAGAUAACAACAAGUAGUGCUAGUGUUAUCUUGCUCAUGCUCCAUGAAGGUUCCCACAUGCUCUUGGAGUUUUGUGUGUUACAGUAUGUUCAACUGUGUUAAAGCAUUGUGGCGUUUUAGUGUUUUGGGGCAGUUUUAUUAAGCAUUUAUUCUGUGGAGUUUCACAAUCAUGGGGACUCAGUAUAUAGUGGUCCCCCCCCCCCCCUUCCUUUCCUCUUUCCACUGACUUGCUCAGUGUGACGGGUGCCUGCUUUUUGGGGGGGCUCAUGGCUGGGUUGCCAAGAGUUGCCAGCCAUAAGAGUGGUCUCCUUCCCCAGCUUGUAGGAGCUGGCUACCAGUAGUUCAAUAAAAGCUCCUGGAUAUCUCAGGUACCCUGGUCUCACUUCACAGCGUAGUUGUUAAAUCCUUGGUUACAGCCCUUACUGUGAGGCUACUGGACAGGUUUUUUUUUUCAUGCCCUGGAGAAGCCAUGGCUGAAGGACUGCAAAGAAUUAUAAUAACAUUAUUGUAACAAUGAUAAAUAUCAUAAUAUUAUCAUAUUCCUUGUGGCGUUAAUAAACUCUCAAGAAUACUGACUUUUUUAUCAUCAUCACAUAGAAAAUAAUAUUAUUUUCAGUUAUUGUGAUUUAUUAGAUGUCUUAUUUUUGUCUUACCGGAAAUAUACAUUUUUUUUAAGGUUCCCUCAGCAUACCAAGGGAUGAUAGCUACCAAAAGGUAAGAGGAUAGCAUGGGACCAUUCUCCACAGUGGGGGGUAAAAGGCAAAAAAAAAAUCAGAGAGGACUUUUAAAAAAAAGGAGAAAUCAGUUUUUACUUGUGAAAUAAAUUAAUGUAGGGAUAAAAAAGCAACAUCAAUUCUACCCUGGCUAGUUUAUUUUAUGCAGCAAUUCCAGAGAAACAGUCAGUCACAAAAACAAAAGUUGAAUAAUUAACAAUUAUUCCUGGAGCCCGAAUGAGCUCUGAGUUCGGCCUCAUGGGCUAUUGACUCAGAGUCCAUGAGGGCGAGAGGAAUAGUAAUAUUGUUUUAGUAAAAUGUAACUGGUUUGUCAAAAAUAUUGAGACAAAACAACUUAAGCUAGAAAAACACAAUUCAGCAGCCAUUGUUUUGGUUUUUAAAGCCGGUGCUUCUCGCUACUAGUGGGCUAUAACAUAUAGCCUAGUAAUAGCUCAACCAAUUAGAACGCAGCGUUGGUAAUAGACCACUAGUUGGAUUUUACUACUAAUGAUAAGCUUUUCGAAAAACUAUCAACAAAUUUUCACUUAAACUACUGGAUGAAGAUGUGCAUUCAAAACUGAACAUUUAUUUUUUUAAAAAAUCUUCAAAGGGGCUAUGGAUUGCAAGCUAGCUUACUUACAGCUAUUUCGAGAAAGGUUGUUGGGAAAAGUGCACGCGACAAUCCUGUAAGGCAUUGUGGGUGCUUCUGAGUUCUCUUUUUUUUAAAGAAAUUUGAAAGAAUUUGCACAAAAGGCCAUGGAAAUGUGUUUGCAAGUGCUAAAGGAAAGCAACAAAAGUAGCUUCGACAGCUACAGUCGUCAGGAACAGUGUAUUGAUCAUAUCCCAUAUUAGGGACAGACCAUUAGAAAAGUUAUGGGGGGGUGGGGAAUUUUUGAGCUGCAGCAGUUUUUUUUCGUUUUCAAAUUCCUUGUAUGAAUUUUUUCUAGGCCGUAGCAUGAAUGUUUUUUAGGGUUAAUUGGCGGGCAUGAAUUUUUUUUCACUAAAUUUUUCCUUGCACGAAUAUUUUUUUUCUAGUUUGCCUGCCCCCCCAUAAGUUUUCUAAUGGUCCAUCCCUUAUCGGGAUUCUCACCUGCACAUUUUUUUCCACAACCUUUCUUGAAAUAGCUGUAUACUCGGUUUGCAGAGGCUAAUCGUUUAGGGGAUUUUUUUUCCCACAGCUCGCUAAUAAUACUCUGGAUGAACUUGACUGGGUGCUUUAUCAGCUUGAGACAUUACAGACACACACUUCUGUCAGUGAAAUGGCAUCUAAUAAGUUCAAGAGAUUAUUGAAUAGAGAACUCAAAGAUUUUUCGGAGAGCAAUCAAUCAGGGAAUCAAGUUUCUGCUUGGGUUUACAACACUUUUACAGGUAAUGAUUAUUUUUAUAGGGAAGAUCGUUCUUGUUAUCUAGUGUGAUUAUUGCACGUGGUUGCAGAAAGAACCACAUGUAAUUGCUGUCUUUCUCAUUUUGAAUCUGGUCAUCUUAACACCCACCUUUACUGAAACCCCAAUUUGACAAACUAGACUUUCUAGAAGUCCUUUAUUUUUUUUUUUUCGUGGUUUAUGCCAUUUUAAAGGACUUUUCAUACCUGUUUGGCAUGAAAUUCACCCGUUGAAAAUUCUACUGGUGACAUCAUGACCAUUGAUAAUAGGACAGUGAGUGAUAUUACACACUGCUCCUGACACAACAUGUGUCAAUCAUUUUUUCCCUGCGUGAAUUUAUAAUAUGAUUCAAAUCCACUCAGGUGAAACAAGUCGACCUCCAGACUUCGUUGCUCCCUUGGUCACUGCACGACCUCAUGCGUUGAAGCUCGCUUUGCUCACUUUUAAGAAGUUAUGAGAGGUCGACUUGUAGCAAGUCUAAGGUAUAACUAGUCUGCGAGUGAGUUGCAAGCGAGGCAAGUGGCUAGAGAAGAAGAGAGCAAGUGGUGGAGUCAUGAGGGGUGUCCCUCUCUCUAGCCAGAGACAGCAGCAGGGGCUCAACUCCGGUGACAACUCCAGAGCUUCCCACUGAUCGUGCUUGCCAGUUACCCUCUCUCUCUCUUGCAUCUUCUUAUACAUGCCAGUCACAUGAGACUGCUCACAAUAUCCCCCAAAUGGAGAGCCUGUUUGUAGGCUAAAGCUGGUUAUAGUAAUGUUAAGGGAACAGGGGGUCAUUUUUCAAAAAACGCAGAAAAUUUUCAGGUCGUGAUGCAAAUUUCCAAAUCAAAACCUGUUGAAUAGUAGCACAGUUCCUAGCCCACAAGCCAGUCAAUUUUCCUCCAUUUACUGAUAGUUUCAUUGUAUUAUUUUCAAAAUUAUUAAAACUUUGAUCUUGAAUGCAAACACAGCACACACAAAACAGCUUUCUGGGCCCGAAAAGUUACCAGGACUUUAGAGAAACAGGCCCCAGGUCGCAGAUAUAAUGUACCCUCUAUCUAGAAGAGAAUAAAAUGGACGAGCUCCCCUCCUCCAGAAAAGAAUAGGAAGAAACCGUGCAAAGGCCAAAAAGUACCAUUUUCUUAUCUACAUUCAUCCUCCGGUGUAACUUCUCAUGCAGACUGUUUAAGGGAUUUUUCACGCGUUCCUGAGGAAUGCUUGACAAAGCCCUUAGAACCUCUGAGUAGUAGGCUUCUUUCAGUGAGAUGUCACACAUUCUCAGCCUUUCAAAGUACUGGUUUCCUACAUCGUUUUAGUGUAAGAGAGGUUUAUAACUACCCCCCUUUUGAAUCUGUAGACAAAAUCAUGUGGUGUUACCAUUAAACUCUUUAAUCCCCAAUAUCCACACAAAAUUCUCCACACUGAUAUCCAUAUAUUGCUUAAAGAAUGAUUUGAAAGAAUUUGUGUAGAGAUCAAAGCAUUUCCCUUUAGAUGAUCAUUUUAUUCUUUCUCAUAAACAAAUCUCUUGAUUACAUAUAAAUAAUGUUGGGAGAAAAUUGAUGUUGGUCACUCCUGGGGCAUAAAGGGUUAAAUAAAACCUCUCUGGCAGAACUUUUGCCUAAUAUUAUUUAUUUCUUAGAAUUUAACUGCAAGAAAUUUUUGUUUGGCAACUAAGGGAGGCAGGAGGCUGUGUGGCCGAGCAGUUAGAGUGUUGGAAUUGUAAUCUGGAGGCCCCAAUUUCGAUCCCCGCCCUAACCGCUAGCUGGAUUUGUUCUCAGUAGUCCCGAGUUCGUCUUCUCGGCCGGACAUGUAAAUAGCCAACUGGUUCACCUCCUGCCUGAUUAUUUCAAAUAUUAUGUUGUGUCUGUCCUUAUCAAUAAUUGGGUUAUGCCCAUAAAGCCAAUAUAAAGUCGCUAAGGGCCUGUUUACAUGGAGGUGGGGGACCCAGGUAGGUGAGGUACAGGGUAACCCGCUUAGGUGGGGUAACCUGCCUGUCCAUAUAAUCUCUCAUUUUGCGUGAGUACGUUUACAUGUCAAAUGGGGCAACCAGCCACAUGUUACCUCUCCUACCCAGGGUCCCCCACCUUCAUGUAAACAGGCCUUAAGCGUGGUUUAAAGAACGUCUUUGCACAUUGCAAAAACUCCAGAUUUUGUUAACGGAAACGGCUAACUGAGUUCAGGGCGUAGGCUUGCAUGCAGUUACUGCUCUAAGAGUUUUGCACAUAAGUGAGAGGAGACCCAGCAGUUAUCAUUCCGGCAUUUAUUAUUCCUUAAUUUAAUCCUGUAUGAUUUACAGACAAGCAGCUCGAGGUGGACGCUGUCGCUGGUACAAAGUGUAAAAGAGAAGGGAUCCGUGCAAGGUCACGGUCCAUGGUUAAUGGUGUUCGAAAACUCACGAGACUACACAGUUUUAGUGGGUCAGUACCGAGGUAUGUGGGAAUUCUUAAGGUUGGAGGAGGGGUGGGGGGGUGGUUUGGGAAUUCUUGGGUCCAUAGUUACAAACUAUACUACCGGUGACAGGUGAUAACUCUUAAGUUGCAAAGAGAGGGGAGGAAGGGGAGGAAGAGGCAGCUGGCUCGAUAGUGGUGGGCAGGCUAAUCAAGGUUCGCCAGGAUUAUGGUCUUUUUGUGGCCAUGAAUAAAACGUCAUGAAUAUUUCAAGCUUCCGCGAUACGCUUAAAGGACGUGGAAUAUACAGCCAUUUUUUCUUCUAGUGAUAUGAUAAAUAGUGAAAUAAAUGUUUGUUUGCACAUUGUUGAAGUUUUGGCCAGUAUGAGUUACCCUGACCAUAAUUCUUGGGAUGACGUUCAAAGUUAUGGAAAGGUUAAAGUAAUUUCAGUUGUCAUUUUUUACGUGUAAGUUGAAACUAUUUUUUUGUCUUUUGGUUAAAGAUUUGGAGUGGAAGUUUCAAAUGAAGGGGAAUUAGCAAAGGUGAGUUAAAGGUAGUGUACAAAAAGCCGUAUGUAUCAAAAUUCCAUUGAGAGGCAUGUCACCGUUCCCAGGUAGACAGGAUGUUGGUAUUGAAACUGAACUACGCUUAGGUCUCUUUGCAUUAAUACAGGCAUUCAACCAAAUGUACAACUUGGGUAUUUCCGCCGAUAAAUCUUCCAAGCUCUCAAUGACAUUUGGUAGUCUCUUGCGUGACGCGAGUAAUUGCUGGGAGAUUGUGUGACUUAAGAGGAGUCAGUGUUUCGACUUAUCUUACUCAAAGCGACAAUGGAAACAAUUAAUUUCUGGAUAUGUAGUUUAGCGUAGUUGUAGCAAUAUUACUGGUCGUAAUAGCUUUAAUAUUAUAACCUUAUUCUUCAGAUUUUAGAAGAAAUCAACAAAUGGACAUUUGAUGUUUUCAAAUUACAUGAUAUUACCCAAGGGCAUCCCUUGCUUGCUGUAACAUACACAAUCCUGCAGGUAAGAUCUUUUCUAACGAAACGACAGUUUGAUCUUCUUUAAACGUCUACCUUUUCGUAUGGGGGGCGGGGCGGGGACCAGGAAGCUUCAGUGCUGCGGAAAGAACCCCACCCUUUCCCUCACCACCAUCACUACCAACGUGGCGCGGGGUAUCCCAGAAGCGAAGCUAUUAAUUUGUGGGUCUAGUUUGUUGUUCUUAUCUUCCUUGCUUCCUCCGAAUCAUUCAGUGCAGGAGAAAACCAACGUGUGAAUAAAUUUUUUUCUAAGAAUUUACCGCCAUCUUGGGUUCGGGGAACCAAGAGAAGCUUUAUGGCCGAUAAGUGCGCAUUAUCGUCAAAUGCGACCUCUACAUCGUUUCUAACUGAGAGAAAAAGAAGAACUAAAACCAAAACAAGUCAAAACAACAUUUGCUGUAUACUCACUCUCAACUGUUCAUGGUAACGUGAAUCUAACCUUUUCAUCUCCAUACUUUCUACUUACAUUGAAAACACCAUUUUCCAGAAAUCAGAUAGCCUAUUGUGCUAUAUGUUCAAUAGGCCAGUUUUUAAAUUUCAAAAUUUAUACUUGCCUUCAAGGCUUGGGAGAGUAAAACAAAAGAAAUAAUUUAAAUAAUCCUUGAAUAUCUUGCGAUUGCUUAUGUUUUAUACUCCUCAGCCUUGGAGCAGAGUGUGAUAGAUGAUCAUUCGAAACUGGCCUAUUGCGCUCUUGCACCAACCUUUAUUUGUUGCAAGACAGUUUUGAUGUGUGGGUGGUAAAACGCGCAACAUCGCUAUUCAACUCGCUUUACAGCAGUGUUACAAAACGAGUUGCAUGUUCUUGUUGCCUGUUUCACCGUAGCUUUUCGCUCUAUUGCUUUGAUACUUAGAACGUUUUCGUUUUUGCUUCAUUUCAGGCCAGAGAUUUAUUAAAAAUAUUCAAGAUAAAACCCACUACGUUUAUUAAUUAUAUGUCUUCAGUUGAGGUGAGAUAACAUACUUCUCUGUUUUUGCUUGAUCGUGAAAAAGCAAAGUUUUAAGUUACUGAUUUCCUAAUUCAUUUUCUUUAGAGUCACUAUCUAAAAGAUGUGCCUUUCCACAAUUGUACGCACGCUGCUGACGUCACGCAAACGUCUCACGUUCUUCUCUCUGCACAAGCUUUUGAAGUAAGUACACAUCUUGUUUUUCUUUAGCCUUGUAUCGACGAAUUCACCAUGACUUCAUUGUAUACAUGUAUAUUUUAGCAUGAUUCAUUGGCCUCUCCAUAUAAAACAGCAAGACUGGGAGCAAGCUUUCGGCGCUGAGAUUUCUGGGAUCUUUGUGGUGAAUAAGAUAAUCAGUGAUUGGUCGUCUUUGGAUACCAUAGACCGAUCAUUACUAACCCGUCGUCAACCAAAACGAUCUCGAAAAUUAUUGCGCGGAAACCCUGUACGUUGUACCCAUUCUCUUCGUAGUUUACAAAGUGGCGAAUAGCUGUUAUUAUAGUUGAGGUUGCGAUGUCGGUCAAGUAUUGUUUUGUUUUGAAGGCACGCAGACGAAAUUAAUGGGUUAAUCCAAUGCAAAAUGACUCUUUAGUCUCGUUUCUACAUGCUUCGAACCGCUGAUAAGUAAUGGUAACAGGACUGAGUGGAGUCCAAUUCGGUGCGUAAUCAUGCGAGUGAUUAACAAAAUCGGACGACCGCGUAGCGUGAGUCCGAUUUGUUUAAUCACGAGUAUGAUAACAGGCCGAAUUUGACGACACGAAGUUCUGUUACCAAUUAAUCAUAACUUUAACAAAACUUGUGACAAAAGGCUCUUUUUUGAAAAUCAAAGCACAAGAAAUUCCAAGUUUUUUUUUUGCUGGCAGUGGAAAAAAAGAGCCAUUUAAGCUGUCCAAUUACUUACAGUCUCAGACAAAAAUAGUUGGGACACUUUAACCAAACGCUGUUUUUUCCCUUCUCGUGCUCCCCUCGUCCCUCUCAAAGUUGUUUAUCGCGGUUUGGUCACCAAAUCUUGUACACCAACAUUGAGGGGACAAGGAGACCCCAAAGUGUCCCAACCAUUUUGACUGAGACUGUAGGCAUGACGCGUACUGUCCUAUUAAACUGUCCUAUUAAGGCUGAAAUCAGGACAGUUGAGAGCCAAUCAGAUUUGAGAAUUUUGUUAUAGUUAUGAUUAAUGUACUGCAAUAACAGCUUUUUACGUAAAGAAAUUGAUACGACUACAGCUACCAGAAUCCUUCAGCCUUUUCCGUCGUGCAAAUUACGUCUGUUGUUGAAACCUCACUUUUAUUACUAAAUUUGAACAAGAAAGCAAACACGAAAUGAAUUUUGUUAAUUCUCAGAUCAACUCCAGUGAGUCUAACAUUCCUUUCUAGAGUUUUAAAAACAGUUUCAAACAGAAUUUGUGAGAGUGUCUGAUACCUCGCACCAAAAGUUAAGGCUUGAAAACUCAUCCUAAAGCAUCCCAUUGUCUUAGAGUCUUGUAAACAUGUCCUUUUUUGCAAACUCAAGUUAAACUGCUGAAUGUGAUCAUGAGUAAUUUUUGAUGAUUUCUUUAUUCUUCAGUCCGUCUUUACUGAUCUCGAAGUUCUCGCCGCUAUUUUGGCUAGUGCUGUUCACGAUGUUGAUCAUCCGGGAGUCAACAAUCACUUCUUAGUGGCAACAAGUAAGUACAUCAAAUCAAAGACGCACCUUGUUCUCUACACGAGUGUUCAUGGCUCGUUCACGCAUGCGAUUUAGCGUAAUCUGUAACGCGAUUUUAGCGCGUGUGACCAACAUAAGCCGCGAGUUCGUGACGAUUGGUCGCCGCAAAAUCGUUGUUGGUUUGAACCAGCUCGAAUUUUGCGGGGAUCUAUCGUUAAUGUUCUGCGCGAGUGUUUACCAAGUUUAUGAUCUACUUUGGAACAGUUCAAUUUCUUUGAAUAAAUUGCGCACGGAGAGCUUUUCCUUUCCCUGCUGUGUGGUUGAAAGCGAUUGCACUGGUUUAAUUUUUGCUUCUGAUUGUGCUUUUGUACUACUUUUUUGCUAUAACGUUGUUAAGUAUUUUUUUGGUUUUGUUUUAUUUGUCUAUUUGUUUGUUUGUUUGUUUUUGAUCGUAGAAAGAGUUCUUCAUUCGUUACUUGCUUAUCCGAUAAUAAAUGACUCACCUUUUUAGAUUCUGAAAUGGCACUGAUGUACAAUGACGAGUCUGUUCUUGAAAAUCACCAUCUAGCGGUAGCGUUUCAACUUCUACAACACGAAGAUUGCGACAUUCUUGAAAAUCUUUCGAAAAAGGAACGACAGACCGUACGGAGAAUGAUUAUUGAAAUGGUAAGUUUGUGAUAUUAAGACAGAAAUUUCCUGGCUUUAGUUUCAUUUCGCCUGGUUGUUGAUGAAAUCCUGAUGAAGCCUUUACCCCUGUAUUGAGCGGACCCCAUAUAAGAGGGUAAGAGCGUCGGCGAGUCCGUUCCCUUCGCAUAUUAGGGACUUAAAGAUCCAAUUACGCCAUCGCAACGAGAACGUGAAAAAAAAGGUUUAAUAGACCUUUCCCACAUUACGCUCCAGUGAGCAAACAUUAAGAAAUGAGGUCGAAGCUUGGGUGGACAACUUCAUAUAAAUCACUGUAUUCUGUCCACCGGAGCUUCGAGGUGGUGCCUUUGUUUACAGGAAUGCGGGAAAGGUCUAUAAGCAAAACAACAACUUUGCACGUGCAUCACACUUUUUUGCCAUUUUUCCACGACUACGACGUGAAAAUGCCUAAUUUCGCGUUUUGUGGAAAACGUAAACAAGGAACGACGAAAUUUUUUUAUUUCUGUUUCUGAUCUUGGAUAUGGUCCCUUGGAAUUCAAUUUCAGGAGGGGUCGCCGACAUUUGGCAAAGUAAGUGGGUUGGAAUAAUCGCGAUAAAGACUGAAGGAACGCAAAUUCACUUUUUAAGCGACGUUCUUGUUGCCGUCGUUGGAUCUUAAAGUCCCUAUUCUCUGUAAAGGUAAUGUUACACGGGACGAUUCGCAACAACGGUUUUUAGCGCAACACAGCAUUACAACAUUGUUGCAACAUUGCGUCAAAUGGUUGCAACAUUGUUCCAACACUGCAACGCUGUGUUGCGCUGAAAAUCGCUAGUUGCGAACCGUCUCGUGUAACAUCACCUUAAAACGAACCGGCUCCGCCCCAUGUAAGGGAAUCCAAUACAGUCUUGGAUUCUGGAUUCGACGCAGUGGAUCCCGGAUUCCAGGUACUGGAUUCCAAUCUGUGUCAGUGGAACUUGGAUUCUGGAUUGAAAUCUUUAUAAGGAUUCCGGGUUCCAGGUACUGGAUUCCGGAUUUUUUGUCAGUAGAACUUGGAUUCCGAAUUUCAGUCGUUAGCAUGAUUCUUCAAAGCCAGGAUUCCUGAUUCCGCAAGCAAAAAUUUCCCGGAUUCCAGAAUCUGGACUCCCUUACAUAAAGCGACUGGCUGUAAUGAGUAGGGUGGCAACGAUGCAUUUUCUCACGAAAUGAAAUACAUCGCGACACGUUGAAGCGAGAAGAACGCGAAUCGGGGAUGUGUUGCUUUUUUUUUCAUUUGUUUCCGUCUUAAAUCGCCUUACACAGGCUGAAAUGCAAGGCUUGGCUAAGGGAUUUAUAUUAACAGGCAGUGAUUUCGUAAAUUUUUUGCACAUGUCGCUUGUCUUUAUGUAUCGUAACAUCGCGAUGUCUUGUUCAAAUAUUGAUAUUCGUAUCGGGGGAAGAAACAUCGCGGUUCACCUAUGCAUCUAUGUAUUGUUGAAGCCCUAGUAUUCAUAUUGUUAAUUUAUUAUCAGAGUAGUGGUGAAGAGCGUUUAUUUAGGGGGAGGUUGUUCAGUGUUGAUUUGCAAUAAAUGAUGCACAUGUGUCAACCUCUACGCACUCCUCGUUCAACUAGAAGGAUGAAACUCACCCUCAGUAUGGCUGGGGAGUCAAACAGAUGUUAGGCAGCCUCAGCUGGUGGUCAGAGUGUGAUCGCCGGAUUGCGAGUCCGACGCGAUGAAAACAACUGCCACGCUGACCCACCCCUCCCCUCCCACCCCUUUGUGCGUCAUACUGGACUAAGCAACGGGAACUAACAAAUCGCAAUUGCUCUGUAGUGUUUCUAAUAAAACACAUAUCGCUUCUUCUAUUUUGAACAGGUUCUUGCAACCGAUAACGCAAAACAUAUGAGCCUGCUGGCUUCUCUUAAAACCAUGGUUGAAAGUAAGAAGGUUGCAGGCAGCGGAGUACUGUGUUUGGAUAAUGGAACGGAUAGAAUGCAGGUUGGUCUUAGUAAAUAAGUGUCAGUGAGUUUGUUACCUCCGCGUCCUGUGUAGGUUUUAAAGGUAAUGUUACACGGUACGAUUUGCAAAGACGAUUUUUAGCGUUACAAUGUUGGAACAAUGUUUUAACUAUUCAAAACAGUGUCAAAACAGUGUUGCAACGCAGUGUUGUGCUACUAAAUCGUUGUUGCGAAUCGUCUCGUCGAACAUCGCCUUAAAACCCAAGCUUCGCGUUCACACGGUGAUGUUCCACCUACGUUGCAGUCAACGAAUAAUUUCAAAUCAUUUGCUAAUUUCAAUUUUGUUGCAUUCGUGUCCUAAUCAGGUUUUAAAGUGUCUUGUGCACUGUGCCGAUCUAAGCAAUCCAGCCAAGCCUCUUCCAAUGUACAGAAAAUGGGUAGACAGGCUGAUGGAAGAAUUCUUUAGACAGGUGCGUCUCCCCGAGAACUUCUUAUCCUUCAACUCGCAGUCUCCUUUCAGUUUUAGAGCUAAAACUAAUGAAUGCUUCUAGAAAUGCAGUCAAAACACGCUUUACGGCCACCCACUUCACACUGACACCUCAUGAUUACGGACAGUUUGCUUUGUCCGUGGGGAAGAAAAGUUAUUUGCAUAUUCUCUUAAUCCAUCCCGCUUAAAACGGACACCCUGUUAAUACGGAGAUUUUCUAUACCCCUCAGUGUCUGUAUUAAAGAGGUUUGUCGACAGUAAAAUGUCAGCUGGAUUAAACUUCCCUUCGUUCCUGCCACUAGUUGUCAUUUGAAUGCUCAGUGUGGUUGGUUUCAUCUUGUAUAGCGUGUCACUUGAAUGGUCGCUCUUGAGGGUCUCGUCUUGUUAGCGCGAUAAAAUACCACACAAAAGUACUGCUUUGUUACUGCAUGUAGCACCUGUUAAUCUCAUCAACAAUAGAUGAGGUUGAGUGUAGGCAGGACUCGAAAGUAGUCUCUUACGGUAGUGAGAUUUGAGAUUUUAUUUGUUUUCCGUAAACCCUUUCUUACAUUAGGGCGACAGAGAGAGAGACAUCGACGGCAUGGAAAUAAGUCCGAUGAUGGAUAGACAUAACGCAUCAAUAGAAAAGUCGCAGGUAUAUUUUGCUGAAUUCAAAAAGAGACCGGGGGACACUUACUAUUAACACAAUCCACCCGGGUGGAAAUCUUGUGCAUCAACAUAAACCUUUAAAAUUUGACGUGGUGGGAGAACGACCCGCUACAGAGACAGAGUAUAUCCAAAUCAGCCCAACAGACUAAAAAGCGUGGUAAAAUUGCGCUUGGCCCAGAUUUUCUGAAGUUUCGGAAACGGAAUGGCGCGAUUCAUUUGUUUCUCCAACCGAAAUUUCCCAUAAUAAAUGGUAAGCACCCCGGUGUUCCAUGAAAAGUUCUUUAAAGCUUGAGAGUAACUGCCAAAUGUCAACCAAAUCAUGGAAAAAGUUGACGUCGCGCAAAGACAGAGGCGCGGCGGCUUAGCUGUUUUGUAUGCCAGCGGUGUUGAGCACUUUUUGAAUACGCAAAGAUAUUCCUAAGGAUGUUUUGAGCUAGGAAAUAUUUUUUAAAAGAAAUAAUAAAACAAUUAUUAAAUUCGGCUCUUGUAUUAUAUGAAGACAACACCUUUGUCGUAGUCCUGCGAACAAGGGCACCGAGUCGAGUCCCAGGUGUUGUUUAAAAUUGUCCACCAUUGUGUGUCCUCACUUGAGCUGAAUGCGGGUAAGAUUUUUUUAAUUAGUCCUCUCCCUUAUUGGGCUUUUCUCAGGGGUAAUGAAACAAAUAAUUCAAAUGGAACAUAACAAGUUUAAGAAUCCCUGUUGGCAGAAGGCGAACCAGUUGCCUAGCCGAGGAUUUGAACUCGGAACUAGCAAGAAAAAAAUCCGGAUAAAUGUCCGGGCGGGACUUAAACCUCGUAGCCUCCAGAUUACAGGUCCAGCGCUCUAACCGCUCGGCCACGCUGCCUCCACGAUUUAAAGGCCUCCUUUAUUUCUCCUUCCCCAGGUUGUAUUUAUCGACUUUGUUAUUCAACCGCUGUGGGAGACUUGGGGCGACCUCGUUCAUCCAGACGCGACGGAGAUCCUGGAGCGGAUUGAGGAUAACAGAUACUGGUACAACGCGCAGGUGCCCAAAAACGAGCAGGAGAGAAAGCCUGGAGAGCAGAGCUCCACUGGGCGGGAAAAACGUGUCAGUUGGCAGGGAACAAGAAAGGAGGCUAUUGACCAAUCAGAACCCGAGACGUCUGGUGAGUGAGUUAAAAGGCGUUUGCUCAAAAUCGAAAAAAGUGCAGGUUUUAGGGGGAUUGUUUUUCGUAUAACCGCCGCAGGGCAGUUUCAUGUGAGUAUUUUCUGUAGUUAAAUCGCAGUCAUUUUGUUCUCUCCAUUUCUUCGACCGUCUGUAAGAAAAAUAAUCCCGCCACUUUUUCAGCCAAUCAUAUGCAGGGAUUUUCCCGCGCUUGGCGCCCCCCAUAUGUGCUAUGUUUUGAUUUUUGAUUGGGGCCAAAAAUGUCGUUCUUUGUACACUGGAAUCAAGAUUUUUUAAAACCCAAUUGAAAUUGUUUCGAAUUAAGGGAGCGUUACGAAAAUUCGGGAGUAAAAUGGAUGGAUUCAUUUGGCUGGGAAAAGAAGCCAGUUUUGGUUUCAAUAGUUUUAAGAAACCGAGGUUUCAAAGAGCUGUGUUGGGAUUCCUCUUAAAUCAUUUUUUGGUUGUCUGGACUUGCAGUGAACUUUAACAUGAAUAAUUCUGUUGCGCAGAUGACGACAGCGAGCGAAGGAUGCAGAAACUAAGAGAGGUGGCUGCCAGCAGUGUGAAGACCGCUGACCUGUCCAAAUACGCCAGCAGUAGCCGGAGCUGCGAAGCAGACGAUGAAUUUGAUGACGAAGAAGAAAAAGGUAGAGGAGAGGAACCCGACCCUUCUACCCAGCAGAUAGAAGAAGAAGACGAAGUAGACGAGGAGGAAGAUAAGGAUCAGUCUUGAAAAUUAAAAGGUGAAAACUGCAGGGAAGAUUUCCGUCUGAAGUGAGCAGGCGAGGUGUUUUUCAAGUGCAGAAGAAACGGAGAAGCAUUGUGGUUGGCAGAAAAAGGAAAUCAGAGCAACUAAGCGAGACUUUCUUGCAUUUAAGACGGACUGGCUUGAUGUCCAUAAUUUGUCAUCUGAGGAAAGAUAAUGGAAAAUUUGAGCGAGCCUUUUUGAAACGCGGGUAAAGUUAGGGAAACGUGUGACUGACUUCUCAACUGCGAAAAUGCUGAUUGUUCGCGAAAGUUGUGUUACUGCAAAGGAGAAUUAGCAACGUUACAAGGAUUUGGAGAAAAAACUGCGAUUAUAAUGAGGUUCUAAUAUUCGUGCGAAAAAAGAAGCUAGGAAGAAGUGAUAGCGGUAAUGCGGAGCAAAUUUGACACCUAGAUAAUUUCACUGGACCAGCAAACAUCAAUGGAAGUGACGGAAAAGAGUUUUCUUUGUUGUGGAGGUGUUUAACGUACGCUUCUCUCAUCGGAGUAAAUUGUGAACGUUUGGGGCACGAUGGGUGCUUUUUAACAAGACGGAAAGGAGACAUGAAAGCUUAAAGGCGGCUUCAAUCAUCGCGUCUUCUCUUCUAUUGAAUUCGAGAAGCGCGCUGUUUUAAAUUAUUUAUUUUAACUUUUCCUGAAGCUUUUAAUGGUUGUCGAUUCGAAUUUUUGACGUAAUCACUUGGACAGUUUUAAUGACAGUUUCUUUUUUACUGCAUUUUCCAAGAAAUUUUUACCGUUUCUACGAUACAAGACUUCAAUCGACUCAAAGGCAACUGAUUUAAUAGUUGCUCAGUGACGAGAUGACUGUCGUUACCCCAAACUAAUAUGGUUUAUAUCUGGUUUAAUAAGUCUCCGUUUUUUGCCUGUGGAAAAAAAUCUUCAAGCGCACCUUCGGCUGUUGGAUGGGCCAUCAGUUGGGCGACGUUUGUAAUAAUCAAACAAACCAUGUCAUGUGCUACGGUCAUAUAACAUGUACAAAAUAUUAACCCGAGUGUCGCGACUUGGUUUGUUUCCAACAAACGUAAUGCACAGUCGCUCUUCAGGCUCAAUUACGCCAACCUGCCAGACCUCAGUCAGUCGGCCAGGUUAAUUUUAACUUAAGUAUGGUAUUUAUUUUACCUGUACAGAAACAACUCACAUUGUCAAUAUUGUUUAUAUUGGUUUUAUAUUUAACCAUGUGCGGACAUCAGAGAGGGCUUUAGGCCCUAGUUAAUACACGGCUGGGUGAAUUCCAUCCCGUUGCGAGCUAAAAUUGUAACAUAGUGCUGUAUAAAUUGUGAAUAGCUAUUAUUCUCCCUGUUCCAUUCCACUCGCCGCAAACCAAUAGACAGAUUAAUAUUAUUAUUUAGUGUACAUUGUGUUAUUAGCGCCGAUUACAUUAAUUAUGGUGGAGAUUUAUUGAAAGAAACAAAAAAUGCAUAGAAUUACGUCAAUG
This is a messenger RNA of Porites lobata, 29025 nucleotides long. Lineage: Eukaryota; Metazoa; Cnidaria; Anthozoa; Scleractinia; Poritidae. The record is from the annotation of a GenBank genome assembly.